This is a messenger RNA of Closterium sp. NIES-65, 2163 nucleotides long. The record is from the annotation of a GenBank genome assembly. NCBI's taxonomy places the organism in Eukaryota, Viridiplantae, Streptophyta, Zygnematophyceae, Desmidiales, Closteriaceae.
AUGAGUCUCAGCGUCGGCCCCUCGUCGCUGCCUGUCGACGGCUUCUCCGACCCCUACGAAACCGCGUACCGCUGCCGCCCGCCUAACUCCACCACCGGACUGCACCGCUCUCACGCUAGUGAGCAUCAAGCGAUGCUUCCAGGAAGCCGAGGCGCAUUCAGUGGCGCCCCAGAAAUGGCGCCGCCACCACACAUGCGGCCACCGCCGUCCGUUUUCGGGGAAAGUUUCUCGCCGGAGCAGGGGUUUUCGGGACCUUCUUUCGGCGCGGACACGAUGGCGCCUCCUAUUGGCGGGUGGGGGUCGGUGAGGGCGGCGGUGGUCAUCCGCAGCGGCGACGACGAGGACCAGUCGCGCCACGGCGUGACGAUAAGGAAGGGCAACGACGACGACUUCGAGGCGUCGCAGGCCUUUCCGCUUUCCGCCAGCAGCUUCCGCGGCAGCGCCCCGCAGGCACCUCCGCAUCUCCGCCGCCUCGACCCCGCGUUCCCCGGCGCCGAGUAUCCCCCGACUGCCGCAGCCGCGCCGUGUUUCGACGGCUACGGCGGCCGCGGCGACUUCGGGCUUAUACUUCCAGCCCGCAGCGCUUCGACGGCGCGUGUCGCGUUUCCCCUCCGCAAUACUGAGGCGUUGGCGCAGGCCGCAUGGGCGGGACCCCGCAUGUGUAUGCAGCGGGCGGAGGGGGCAGCGGGGCAGAAUGGCCGGGCCAUCAGUUCGGCAGCGACCCGGGUAGCGAGGGAAGCUGGCGGAGGCGGGGGCGAGUACUACCCGGGCGAGAGGGAGGCGGAAGGGCGAAGCGGCGGCGGGAGCCAUCAGAGCGCGCUGUCGCUGAAGGAGGAGCUCGCGGCGCUCGACGGGGGCGGCGAUGGCGCGCACGACGAAGCGCCUCUGCGGAGCUCCCAGCAACCCAACUCCGACGAAAGCUGGAACCUACCAUUCAACCCGUCAUGCGAAUACCCUCAAAGCAACCAGUUCAAAUACCACCCUAAACACUCCACCAACGUCACUGCAGAUUCUGGUGCUUACUUGAGUGCCGACUUCUCCAUCUACUCCUCCACCUCCCUCUCCCUCCCAUUCCGCUCUCGCCACCCAACAACUGGCUUUCCUCCUGGCAGCAGUGGGGUGUGGGGGGAUCCGUGGUGGCAGAGAGUGAUGCAGGUGUAUCGGGGCCGGGUGAUGGGGUGUGAGGUGGCAGUGAAGCGGCUGGAGGGCAGCAGCUGGCAGGGCCCGGACCGAGUACAUGACGGAGGUGGAGGUGCUGAGCCGCAUGCGCCACCCACACAUCGUGCUGCUCAUGGGCCACUGCCACCGACGCCAUGUGUCUCGUCUACGAGUAUCCUGCCAGGUGGCUCCCUGCAGGACCACCUCAAGCCCACCGCCGGGCGGGCGGCCUUUGUCUGUGGUGUGAGCGGCCCGACAACGUGCUGCUGGACGCCAACCGCGGGUGCAAGCUGGCGGACGUGGGUGCUGGCGCGGCUGAUCGCGGAGGACGACGCCACCACCACGCGUGUGCGCGGCACCGUGGGGUACAUCGACCCCGAGGAGGUGCUCACCUUUGAGAUCAGCGUGCUGUCCGAUGUGUAUGCCCUCGGGCUCAUCAUGCUGCAGCUGCUCACGGGGAGCCGGGCAUCAAGAGCCUGCACAAGCGCAUCAAGCCCUUCCAGGACGCCCUCGACUGCUACUGGGAGCAGGGGGGUGCUGUCGGCGGCAGCAGCAGCAGCGGCAGCCCCAUGGUGGCAGGCCGUGGCAGCGCUGGUGUCAGAUCACCUGGACGUCUCGGUCGGCGAGUGGCCGCUGUCCGUUGCUUGCCAGCUGGCAGAGUGGGGCCUGCGGUGUGCCGCCCGGCAGCGGGCGUGCCGCCCGGAUCUGGCGGGGGAGCUGCAGCCGGCGCUGCAUGGGCUGGUGGAGCAGAUGGAGGCUGGGGAGAGGCAGCGGCAGCAGAGCAUUGAGGACCAGUUUGUGUGCCCGCUCUCACAUGUAUGUGAUGCUGUCAACCCUGCCACUUUCCACCUGUGCUCGUGUCCCUUUUUUGCCCCUCUCUCUUCCCCUCUUUCCUCGUUCUCUGGCCCCGCUCCCAUUUUUUCAAGAUCCCUCGCGCACUCUCCCUCGCCCCCGUUUCCUUCUCCACCUGUUUCCUUCUCCCCCUCUCCAGAUGAGAAUGACUGA